GCGACAGAAUAGAACGAGUCAGGUGCACCGUGGAAGGUUCGCGAGUGUCUGCCAGUGUCUAUAUAUGCCGGGGAGUGUCAGUCCGGCGCCAGAGUAGAGCUGCAACAAGUGGCAGAAGGUGAACGGCUCCCCACCGUAGAACAGGAGCAGGAGACCCUCGCGAACGGCACAAGGACACCGCUCGCUACCCCCCAAGGACUUUGCAGGUCAAGCCGCGCUACUAUAGGGAAGAUGGCUAAGGCAGUGGGCAUCGACCUAGGCACCACCUACUCGUGCGUGGGCGUCUUCCAGCACGGCAAGGUGGAGAUCAUCGCCAACGACCAGGGCAACAGGACCACGCCCUCCUACGUGGCCUUCACCGACACGGAGCGGCUCAUCGGGGACGCCGCCAAGAACCAGGUGGCCAUGAACCCCAACAACACCGUAUUCGACGCCAAGCGACUCAUCGGCAGGAAGUUCGACGACACGACGGUGCAGAGCGACAUGAAGCAGUGGCCCUUCACGGUGGUGUCGGAGGGCGGCAAGCCCAAGAUCAGCGUCGAGUACAAGGGCGAGAACAAGAAGUUCUUCCCGGAGGAGAUCUCGUCCAUGGUGCUCAUCAAGAUGAAGGAGACGGCCGAGGCGUACCUGGGCGGCGCCGUCAAGGACGCCGUCGUCACCGUGCCCGCCUACUUCAACGACUCGCAGCGGCAGGCCACCAAGGACGCCGGCACCAUCUCCGGCAUGAACGUGCUCAGGAUCAUCAACGAGCCCACCGCCGCCGCCAUCGCCUACGGCCUCGACAAAAAGGUCGGCGGUGAGCGCAACGUUCUCAUCUUCGAUCUGGGCGGCGGAACCUUCGACGUCUCCAUCCUGACCAUCGAGGACGGCAUCUUCGAGGUGAAGUCCACUGCCGGCGACACUCACCUCGGCGGGGAGGACUUCGACAAUAGGAUGGUGAACUUCUUCGUGCAGGAGUUCAAGAGGAAGUACAAGAAGGACUUGGCGACGAACAAGCGAGCCGUCCGCCGCCUCAGGACGGCCUGUGAACGCGCCAAGAGGACCUUGUCGUCCUCCACGCAGGCCAGCAUCGAGAUCGACUCCCUGUUUGAAGGCAUCGACUUCUACACGUCCGUCACACGCGCCCGCUUCGAGGAGCUCUGCUCCGACCUGUUCCGCGGGACGCUGGAGCCCGUGGAGAAGUCUCUGCGUGACGCCAAGAUGGACAAGGCCCAGAUCCACGACAUCGUGCUCGUCGGCGGCUCCACGCGCAUCCCCAAGAUCCAGAAGCUGCUGCAGGACUUCUUCAACGGCAAGGACCUCAACAAGUCAAUCAACCCCGACGAGGCGGUGGCGUACGGCGCGGCGGUGCAGGCGGCCAUCCUGUGCGGCGAUAAGUCCGAGGCCGUGCAGGACCUGCUACUGCUGGACGUGACGCCGCUGUCGCUGGGCAUCGAGACUGCGGGCGGCGUGAUGACGGCGCUCAUCAAGCGGAACACCACCAUCCCCACCAAGCAGACGCAGACCUUCACCACCUACUCCGACAACCAGCCCGGCGUGCUCAUCCAGGUGUACGAGGGCGAGCGGGCCAUGACGCGCGACAACAACCUGCUCGGAAAGUUCGAGCUGACGGGCAUCCCGCCCGCGCCGCGUGGCGUGCCGCAGAUCGAGGUGACCUUCGACAUCGACGCCAACGGCAUCCUGAAUGUGUCCGCCGUGGACAAGAGCACCGGCAAGGAGAACAAGAUCACCAUCACUAACGACAAGGGCCGCCUCAGCAAGGAGGACAUCGAGCGCAUGGUCAACGAGGCGGAGAAGUACCGCGCCGAGGACGACCUACAGCGGGAGCGCGUCUCCGCCAAGAACAACCUCGAGUCGUACUGCUUCAACAUGAAGUCCACGGUGGACGACGACAAGUUCAAGGACAAGAUCCCCGAGAGUGACAGGACGGCCAUCAUCGACAAGUGCAACGAUACCAUCCAGUGGCUGGACUCCAACCAGCUGGCGGAGAAGGACGAGUACGAACACCGUCAGAAGGAGCUGGAGAAGGUGUGCAACCCCAUCAUCACCAAGAUGUACGCCGCGGCCGGUGGGGCGCCUGGCGGCGGCAUGCCCGGCGGCGGCAUGCCCGGCGGCAUGCCCGGAGGACCACAGGGCGCCGCGCCCGGCGGCGGCGGCAGCGGAGGACCCACCAUCGAGGAGGUGGACUAAGGACACGACAACCACACCGCCAGGGUGAAGACCCGCCCGAAGACACGGCACACACUCAGCACGGCGCACACACACACACACACACACACACACACAACACGGCACACACUCACACUCACUCCACACAGUCACAACACCCACAAUCAGACAGUAAAGAGAACAUACAUUUAGUUUUAAGAUACCAACAAAGACGUUUAUACGAGAUUUUAUAAAAAAAAAAUAAAUAUAUAUAAAUUAUUAC
Eriocheir sinensis (Chinese mitten crab) is the source of this 2431-nucleotide messenger RNA. Its product is annotated as heat shock 70 kDa protein cognate 4. The coding region runs from base 232 to 2190 and encodes 652 amino acids. Gene Ontology annotation, cellular component: nucleus; plasma membrane; cytoplasm. The record is from RefSeq and is a predicted model, not a curated record. The transcript is spliced from 2 exons. Lineage: Eukaryota; Metazoa; Arthropoda; Malacostraca; Decapoda; Varunidae. Gene Ontology annotation, molecular function: ATP hydrolysis activity; ATP-dependent protein folding chaperone; misfolded protein binding. Gene Ontology annotation, biological process: cellular response to unfolded protein; vesicle-mediated transport; protein refolding.